CCUCCUCCAGGUUCGGGUGGAGUUCUUCUUGUCUUGUGUUUUUACCUGGACUGACUCUCUCUCUCUCUCUCUGUGGCGGAGCACACACACACACACACACACGGACUCAUUCACGGUUUCAACCAUGCACUUAUAAACGGACAGUUUUGUCUUGAGUGCUGUUCACGGACCUCACACAGGUAUGAGUCACCCGCCCCGUUCAAACCGGGGACACCGGGAGAGAAACGGGGAUCACCGGGAGAGAAACGGGGACCACCGACAUUACCGGGACGAUGACAGACGUCCAUCACCCGACACUGACAGGUCGGCCUCCUCUCGACCUCCAUAUUACCCCAGAGAGGCAGACUCGGCUCCCAAACAUGUGCGGGACGUCCCCAGAGUGAAACAGCAGGACUCUAAAUGCACACACAUGUGCUCCAGGAGAGGCAUCGUGCUGAUCUGCGCCGUGUUGACCAACGCUCUGGUGCUGAUCUGUGUGGUGGCCGCUCAGAUGGUGUCGUCGGGCAUGACCUCCGCCGCCAACAUGGGCGGCUUCAACAUCAACUCCAACUUCAACCUGCAGGGCACCGAGCUGCAGAAAGCCCGGGAGCUGGACAUGCAGUACAGCCAGAUGAGGGCGCCGGGGAUUUACGGCGGCAUCGCCUUCAGCCUGACCUUCGGUGUCGUCUCGCUGCUGUUCGUGGUCUCCGGGAACAAACCCGCGCACCUGAUGUCGAGGAAGCUUCUGGUCGGAGCGCUGGUGUUCCAGGCUGUGGGCGCGGCAGGGUACGUGGUGGCCGUCGGCCUCUACCUGCACUUCAUCAUCGGCGUGAACGCCACAGAUAUUUGCCAGCAGCGGGAGCGGCUGUACGCGCGCAGCGGCUACACCUGGAUGAAUUGUGACGUUGGCGGGGCGGACGCGGCCGUGGCUCUGUUCGGCCUCAUCACGGCCAUCCUGUACGCGGCCGGCGCCGUGCUCACCGUCAACACCAUCCGAGGCGUGAGGCGGUACCUGCAGGAGCGGAAACGCAGGGAGGCAGAGAGACCCAGGGGCCCGCUGAGGGCUGCAACCAGCGCCGUGUGAGCUGGGACUGUGCACAUCUGGAGUCUGUUCAUGGAUUCCCAUAUUCUGUGAUCAUACAGCUGAUCACCAUGGAAACCUCUCACUCCCUGCUCACUUUUUACAUCAGAUGUAAAACAUCUGUGUUGUUAUGAACAAAACUACUCACAGAUGGCAGACUGCUCAUGACCUACAUCACAAUACAGCCGUAUCUGAAACACUUAUUUUUUUUAAACAAGAGUUUAGAAGAGAUAUUUCACUUCAUUUUAUGACAUUCUUUAAAAACCAACCAUUGUCAUUGUUCUCAAGAGAAAUAAUCCACACCCUGUCGCCCACACAGUGAAUAAAGUCAAUUCCUUUUUCUUUUUUUUAACUUUUGUGGUUUGACCUUUUCUGUGUGACCUCACUGGACUUCUAACAAGGUCACAUGGCACUGUUAUUUUUCAAGUUAAAGGUUUUUAACUCAUGUGAAUUAAUGUGUUUUAUACAUAUUUUAUUAUUCGAUGUUUAUAAUGUAAAGAUGAUUUUGAUUUGAAUGUUUUGUCUGCUCAAAAUUAAACUUCCACCACUGUGACUUUUCAGCUCAA
Solea senegalensis (Senegalese sole) is the source of this 1626-nucleotide messenger RNA. RefSeq lists its product as uncharacterized. Lineage: Eukaryota; Metazoa; Chordata; Actinopteri; Pleuronectiformes; Soleidae. The record is from RefSeq and is a predicted model, not a curated record. Gene Ontology annotation, cellular component: membrane. The transcript has 4 exons. The coding region runs from base 182 to 1063 and encodes 293 amino acids.